Molecule: messenger RNA, 4728 nt
Organism: Anguilla rostrata (American eel)
Lineage: Eukaryota; Metazoa; Chordata; Actinopteri; Anguilliformes; Anguillidae
Product: junctophilin-3-like
Exons: 5
Coding region: 374-2599 (741 amino acids)
Biological process (GO): regulation of synaptic plasticity
Cellular component (GO): plasma membrane; endoplasmic reticulum membrane; junctional membrane complex
Source: RefSeq, a predicted model, not a curated record
GGUUGGGACGCCGUGUUUUUGCGUGUCGGCGGGAGUACGCAUGGCCGCUAAAGGCCUCCCGUUCCCCAGCCAAGGCCGCGAGAGGUCCGGGCAGGAGUGAUCUCUCCGGGAGGAUGGUCUGAGGAGGUCUGACGGGGGCGCCCUCCAGACUAUUUUGUUUCGGGUGUCCCCCUCCACCACCACCACCACCACCGCCGCCACCGCCACCGCCACCGCCACUGCCACCGCCGGCCCCGAAUCGGUUCGGGUCUAUUUCUGUUUCCUGUUCUCUUUGCUUGUUCAUUUUGUUUGUUUGGCUUCUAUUUUUUUUUUUUUUUUUAUUUUUUUUUUUUUUUGAGGUUUCAGGCGGGAUUUGCCAAAACCUGUUUCAUGCAUGUCCACUGGGGGCAGGUUCGACUUUGAUGAUGGGGGGUCAUACUGUGGAGAGUGGGAGGAUGGGAAGGCCCACGGACGGGGCAUCUGCACGGGCCCCAAGGGCCAGGGCGAGUACUCGGGCUCCUGGAGCCACGGCUUCGAACUGCUGGGCGUGUACACCUGGCCCAGCGGGAACAACUUCCAGGGCACGUGGGCCCAGGGCAAGCGGCACGGCAUCGGCGUGGAGAACAAGGGCAAGUGGGUCUACAAGGGCGAGUGGACGCACGGCUCCCGGGGGCGCUACGGCCUGCGGGAGAGCAUGGGCAGCGGCGCCAGGUACGAGGGCACCUGGGGCAACGGCCUGCAGGACGGCUACGGCACUGAGACCUACUCCGAUGGCGGGACUUACCAGGGUCAGUGGGUGGGUGGAAUGCGGCACGGGUACGGCGUGCGCCAGAGCGUGCCGUACGGCAUGGCGGCCGUCAUCCGCUCGCCGCUGCGGACGUCCAUAAACUCCCUGCGCUCGGAGCACACCAACGGCGCCGCGCUGCACCCGGACGGGGCCGCGGCGGCCGGGGGCGGGGCCGGGGGCGGGGCCGGAGCCGGGGGCGCGGCGGCGGGCAGCCCGGCGGUGUCGCGGGGCGGCUUCGUCCUCAUGGCGCACAGCGAGGCGGAGCUCCUGCGCAGGAAGAGGCGGGGCCUGUUCCGCCGCUCCAUCCUGAGCGGCCUGAAGCUGCGCAAGUCCGAGUCGCGGAGCUCCAUCACCAGCCAGCACAGCAAGCAGAGCUCCUUCCGCAGCGAGGCCGGCGCCUCCACCUCCGACGCCAACUCCACCGUCAGCCUGGGCGAGGCCGAGGCCGACCUGUCCGUCGCCGAGGACGACCUGGACGCCACCACCACCGAGGUCUACGCCGGCGAGUGGCGCAACGACAAGCGGGCCGGCUGCGGCGUGAGCCGGCGCUCCGACGGGCUCUGCUACGAGGGCGAGUGGGCUUCCAACAAGCGCCACGGCUACGGCUGCACCACCUUCCCCGACGGCACCAAGGAGGAGGGCAAGUACAAGCUCAACGUGCUGGUGAGCGGCAAGCGCAAGAACCUCAUCCCGCUGCGCGCCAGCAAGAUCCGCGAGAAGGUGGACGCCGCCACGGACGCCGCCGAGAAGGCGGCCAACGUCGCCAAACAGAAGGCCGAAAUCGCCCUGUCCAGGAUGGCCCACGCCCAGGGGAAGGCGGAGGCAGCCAUGGGCGUGGCCCUGAAGGCCCAGGAGGAGUCUCGGCUGGCCAGGGUCACUGCCAAACAGUUCUCCCCCUCCGUCCAUCGCUGCAAAAACGGAGUGGAGUGCCAAAGGCCAAAGCAUCAGAUCUCGAGUGAGAACAACAUGGAAGCAGCGUCCAGUGGCCACAGCCCCGACCUGUACAUGGAGAGCACGGCAACCCCCAAACUCACCCCAGACCUGAGCCCGUCGAAACACCCCUGCGGCCAACCCAAAGCGCCCCGCGCGACCAAGAGCACCCGCUUUCGGCGGCAGAGCGCCGUGGACGACGAGAGGGGCGCCGCUGAGAUCCAGGUGCUGAUGGAGAGGUGCGGGCGUGGCCGCGGGGCGGGCCACCAGCAGGACAAGCGCCCCCCGGGGGGCGGGAGCGGAGCCAGCAGCCUCUCCAGCACCUCCUCGCUGCAGGACGAGGUGGGGGGCGGGCACACCAACGGCUACAGCCACUCUUCUUCCAGCCACGAGUCUCGGGACCACGCCUCGUCCAAUCACAAGCACCGGGAGCAUGCCUCUUCCAAUCACAAGUCCCGGGAGCACGCCUCAUCCAAUCACAAGGCCAGAGAGCACGCCUCCUCCGCCCACAAGGCCCGGUGCGCGGACUGGACCGCGCGGCGGGCGCACAGCGAGAGCCUGGCGCACUCGCAGCUGCUGGAGCAGGACGAGGACAAGCUGGCCAGCUGCGAGGCCCCGCCCCUGCUUCCGCCCACCGACCCCGCCUCCCACACCAAGCCCUGCCCCCUGCAGAGACGGAGGCCCCGGAGCCAGGAUGGCAGGGCAGGGGCGUGGCCCCCAGGGGCCCCUGGUCCGUCACAGAAGUCAGAUCUUCGUCUCGCGCUCCCGCGUGCAACUCUCAGAUCAAAUCAACUCACCAAAUCGACCCACAAAUCAAACUUGGGCUCCAGCUGUACUCUGGUUGUCAUGGUGAUUUUGCUCAACAUUGGAGUUGCCAUUUUGUUCAUUCAUUUUUUUAUUUAAAUGUAAUGCUGGUUAUCUAUAUUAUUAUAAAUAUAUUGCUGUGACUGUUCACCUCUUGCCAGUUUCACCAAAAACAGAAAAGAAGGUGAAUUAAAGAACACACCCAAAGCUCUGCUUUCUCCAGAGCUCCCUUUGCUUCCACACGCAUUUUCAUAGCAAAGUCUGGUUUUAAAAGAUCCUGUAAAACAUAUUUAUUGAUAUUACAAUAACUACUUUUCUUGAAUUUGUAUUCUUGACUUGCCUUUUUGAUAGUGGUGGUGAUGCUGGUGAUAAUUGGUUUUCUUAAUGGGAUUGUGAGUUUAACUCUGGGGUGAACAGUAGUUACGGGAAAGUGAGGCUACACUGACCCCAGAAAGGGUGGAGCUACCGUAUGAUGUCAUCUUAUGAUCCAAUUAGAUUACUUUGCUCUUCUUACCAACACUUUCAUCGGUUUACGUCAUUAUGACACAUCACGGUUCCACCCAUUUUGGGGUUCGUAAAGUCUAGGGCCAUGUUCCAAAAUGCAUACUGCCUGCACCACAAAGAUGCAUGAAAGUUUGUGGCUAACAUAUCAUAUGCUAUUCCAAAGCUCAAAUACAGAAGAUUAAGUAUAAACAUUCCCCAAUGCAUUUUCAUAUACUUGAGAUAGAAAGUCAUAGUAUGAACCAACAAAUAUUCUACCCAUACGUGUCUUUCCCAGAUGCCCUUUCUAUGUGCUGUGAACUAUACAAAUUCCAAGAAAAAAAAGCAAUGUUUGAGGGAAUUGUGGACAAAUGUUCACAAAUACACUGUUUUCUCAACAUACUUGAAAAGAAGCAUUACUAGAUAUUGCUUUUGAAACACUUAAAAGGCAUAGUUCACUGCUGGAGUUUUUCCAAAAUGUUUUUUAGUGCAUGUUUCGAUUGGUUCAGAUAGUUUUUGUGUGCAAUGAAGUUUUAGAUACUUACAGAUGUUUCCCUGAAAUCUGCUGGCUUUACUGUGGUUAGUGUAGGGCAUUGAUGGGUUCAUGGUUUAAAGCAAGAAAACACACUUCAAGUAACUCUAUGCAGCCUGUAUCGUGCAUCGCACCCAAUAACUGUCUCGGCCAAUUGAAAACAAAACCAAAAUAUUUAUUUUUUAAACCCAGAAAGUAGAACUGUCCCUUUAUGGAAAAUGUGUACAUGUACUUGUAUGCAACAUACAUACAAGUCAUGGGCUAUAGCAAGGUGAUGAUGUGAAACUGCACAGUUUUGCAGACUCUAUUGUACGUGCACACCAGUGCCAUGGCAUACAAACUAAUGGCCUGGUUCAAUAAGAGUUUUAGAAUGUGCAAAACCUUUUAGCACACACAAAAAUAACAACACAAUCUGGUGCAAAAUACCAAGACCAAUCUUUGGUCGUGUUUUCGGUUUUGUGUGUGCUAGAAGGUUUCGCACAUGAUAAAGGUCUUAGUAAAUCGGCCCUGAACUACAAGUGAAUAAUAUGCAUACUAACAUUUUGGAGCACAGGCCCAGUUCCCCAUCUCUACAGAAGAGUGACACGUCUCGCCAGCGUUGCGGCUCCCAUGGUGCCCGCUGCUGGCACUGCCCAAUCCCCUGAAGACAGGAAGGCCCAAUGGGAGGCUCAUGCCCAUGGUACUGGCUCCUCCCCAAACAGAGCCCCGAAGGACGCUAACCAGAGCAGCAUUCUGAACACCGAAACAAACGGGUGUCUGAAGAGGCUCCAUUACUGCAGUCAUGGUCAGCAUCCAUUGUCAGCACGGAGACAGUGCGGUUAUGAAUGCAGUCAUGGAGCCAUCUCCUCACGAUAAGGAACAUACGAAGGCCUCUUCUCUCGUCCAACGGGAGAAAACGAUUUUUCAGCCACGCAAAGGUUUUGAAAUCCUGUGAAAAUGAGUUUAAUUUCCACUUAUAUUUGCUUAAAAUUGUGUCCUACUUUCGCUGAGAACUGACCGACAUGAAGGUAACCUUACGAGUGCUACGACUCAUCCGUUCCUGUAGUUUUCAUACUGUACAACUUACAGUGGAAAACUCCUCCACCUGUGACAUAACUGCAUGUCCCAGCAUGCCCUGCUCCUCCCUCUCUCCUUUACGUCUUUAUUUCAGGGGAGGGGAGGGGGUGGGUGUUUGUUUUGAGUUGUGUGGAGAAAAUAAUGAAAGUGUUUGAAAUUA